AUGGACGCCUCGCGACAAGGAAUCGAAAACUCAGACCUCGAAAAGCUCAACGACAAGGACAAGCAGGAGCUUCGUCAGUUCCUUGCCAACGAGUCGCAAAGAUCGCAGAUUCAGUCCCAAACACAUGCGCUCACCGAGAUCUGCUGGAAAAAGUGUGUCACGGGCUCCAUUCGAGGAUCCAAGCUGGACAAUGGUGAGGAGAAAUGUCUAGCAAACUGCGUCGACAGGUUUUUGGAUGUCAACUUCUUGACCAUGAAGCACCUGAACAGCAUGCGUUCUGGUUAA
Messenger RNA from Verticillium nonalfalfae, 285 nucleotides. It is a transcript of the gene TIM8, whose product is annotated as Mitochondrial import inner membrane translocase subunit tim8. Lineage: Eukaryota; Fungi; Ascomycota; Sordariomycetes; Glomerellales; Plectosphaerellaceae. The record is from RefSeq and is a predicted model, not a curated record. The coding region runs from base 1 to 285 and encodes 94 amino acids. The transcript has 2 exons.